Messenger RNA from Fundulus heteroclitus (mummichog), 2495 nucleotides. RefSeq names its product N-acetyllactosaminide beta-1,3-N-acetylglucosaminyltransferase 2. The record is from RefSeq and is a predicted model, not a curated record. Gene Ontology annotation, cellular component: membrane. Gene Ontology annotation, molecular function: hexosyltransferase activity. Bases 727 to 2139 code for a protein of 470 amino acids. The transcript is spliced from 3 exons. NCBI's taxonomy places the organism in Eukaryota, Metazoa, Chordata, Actinopteri, Cyprinodontiformes, Fundulidae.
UUUUACGCACCCAGACACUGGACUUGACCCAUUCAAAGCUUUGCUCACAGCAUUAAUAACAGCAGGCAAAUAGCACUCUCUUCAUUGGUCCCCCAUGCUUGCUCUGGGUUUUUCCACUGGUGCCGUGGCUUUGCUGCUACAAGUGUCGCAAUUGUCUGGAUUUUUGGACACAUGACAAGCAUUCUGCACAUCUGUAUUUCCAGAUUCCUGUUAGACAUCCUGAGCGCAUGGCUUCGGUGGGGGUUUCAGCUCAACCAUGACGUGCUGUCAGGUAGAUUUGCCAGCUCGACAGGAAUUCAAGUUUCUAAAGGAGAAAUGCGAUAGUGAACUCUUUCCGCAUGCCCCCCAGGGUCUGACUAUAGGCUGCUAGACUCAUUUUACAACUAGCUGAACUGAUAGUGAUGAAACAGGAUGGCGACUAAAUAACUUCAUGAAGGAGAAACGAACAAACAGCCCCAUGGAAUCAAAGGGAGGAUGCAAGUUCCAGGAAAGGAGGCACUGUGCAGGCAGGAGUCUAACCACCUGUACAUUGGUGGUUUCACCUGGGCUCAUUACAGCAGUCUCAAAUUUCAUUGCUUUUGUAGCUCCACCUGCCACGGUCUCUGCAGAUCAGCUUUGCCUCAAGACAGAGGGAGGACAGGCGUUCCUGUCGGCAGCACCUACCGAGAGCUCCAGCCAUCGGAGGAGUUUUCAGUCAGUAAGGAGGGCUCCAUUUGAAACAGCUGGAUGGCACGGCGCUGCUGUCGCUUCAGAAACAUCUUGAUCUGUGUGUGUACACAAUGCUGCUGCCUGAUCUUGUUCUACGUCUACGCCGCCCUCGCCAUUUUGCUACACAUGAAGUCUGUGUUAUCUGGAGAGAUGCCAAUGGUCUCCUCGAAUCUGGCAAGCCGCCAUUUUGUUGCCUCGGGUACUUCGAGCAACGACAGCAGUCCCUCCGUCCCUCAGACCUUCUGGGAACAGCAUACGCAAAGCGACGCCUUGUGGAACCAGCUCCAACGGCACGUUGACCUCCAUUUCAACCCCAUCCUGCGCCCUGAAAAAUCCAGUACGUUUCUAGAACGGAGCAUCUUUGAUGAGUCCUUGCUGCACCGAAGCUACUUCGAAGUUACUGGCAUGGACAAGGUGAGGGACGCUGUUGAGAAGCUACCAAAGCAGAUACAAGAAUUUGCAAGCUACAUGAAUAGGAGGGAUUAUCCUAUUCUCAUUCAUCCAGAUGGAGAUUGUGGAGCUCAGUCAAAGCGUGAGGAGGAGCCCCCUCUGAUUCUUUUUGCCAUCAAGUCGACGGUACUGAACUUUAGGAAUCGACGUGCUAUUCGGCAGACUUGGGGCCGUGUUGGGUGGGUGGAGGGACAGAGGACUAACAGCAGCGAUGGAGAAGUAGGUGGAGGGUACAUCCGCAGGGUAUUCUUGCUAGGCAAAGAAACCUCAGAAGACCUAGGUGUAGACGUAUCCCAUAUACUAAGAGCAGAGAGUGAACGUCACGGAGACAUUCUGCAGUGGGACUUCCAGGACACUUUUCUCAACCUGACUUUGAAGGACGUGCUCUUCUGGAGCUGGUUCUCGCGCCGCUGCAGCCAGCCUCUCUUUGUCUUUAAGGGAGACGAUGACGUCUUCGUCAACACCCCAAAGCUGGUCGCCUACCUCCGUCAUCAGUUAGAGAAGCAGCGGUCCCUCCACACCAUGGACGAAUUCAUGGUCGGCGAGGUCAUAGGGUCCGCUUCACCUAAUCGAGUGAAGAGAUCCAAGUAUUUUAUCCCAGCCGGCUUUUACAGGGGGCGCUAUCCCUCAUACGCAGGGGGAGGAGGGGUGGUGUACUCAGGUGGGUUGGCUCGGCGCCUGCACAACAUCUCCAAAACGAUCCACCUGUUUCCCAUUGACGACGUCUACGUAGGGAUGUGCAUGAUGCGUCUCAACGCCCACCCAGUCCACCACCCUGCCUUCCUCACGUUUGACUUCAGAGCGAAGGAGGAGGCACAGCCUUGUUCAUACCACACCGUCCUCCUGGUCCACAAGCGAAGCCCCAGAGAGGUAGUCGACCUGUGGGCCCACAUACAAAACACCAGCAAACAAUGUCAGGGUGUGCCCCUGAGGGCUGACCGGAAGACACGGGUGAGAACCUCACCUCCACCGAGCGCAUAAACGUAGCUCCUGGCUUUGGGCCGAUAAAGCGAUGGGGAAAACAAAAACGUGUUAGUUCUUCGACGUGAAAGCUGCUACAACCCACUACAGUAGUGGAUAACGAAAAUGUUGAAACCCUUGGUUGAUGUCCAGUAAAUGUCACGGCUCAGAAAACACUGCCUAUCGGUGUAUUACUGACACCCAUGUGCUAUUUAGAUUAUAUGUGCUAUUGAAUUCACUGCUUAGUUAGAUUUCCUGUAACAUCUUCACACUCCGCUGGCAUGUCCAGCCAGUGCAGGAUCGCCGCGCUGGACUUGGUUCACUUACAGAACAAGAUUUACAUCUGCUUAAUUACAUGUGAUAACUCACUUUUUUUU